UUCCACUGUUCCACUGUAUUGAUACAUAUUUAUACAGCUAGCUGCCUCAAGAUACAGAAACACAGAAAUGAAACUCAUUAAACAUCAUGGACUUUGCACAGCUUUUAGGCAAUGAAGGAACUGAGGUCGACAGGGUUGCGGUGGUUACGAAUGUUGCGUCUCUUGCGACAUAUGAUGUGGAUCGAAGCACUCGCUGCUGUGCGAUCUGCUGUGAACCUCGCAAGGGAUCGCCCAUGGUCGGUUGACUCAGCGGGAGGUGAAAGCCCGUUUCUGGCUCCUUGCCCUCGGACGUCUGACGUGGCGCGCCCUGAGCAGGACGGCAGCUCCUCUAGCUGAUGCAAGUCCUGUUGCCACUCUCCGACUCGAGCGGGUUCAGUCAGAAUCACCGCUCGUCGUAGCGUAUCGUCCGAGUAAGCGAGUCGCGUCUUUGUCCGGUCGAGUCAAUGAGAAGAUCAAGAAGAAAUUGCAUCAUAUUAUAUUGUUGAUCCCCAAGAGACGUUGGAUUCUCGAUAGAGGAAUUAUUCGACUUCUUGCUGUUGUAUUAUAGUUUUCCUUGCAUUUGAGACCGGCUCCGGUCGUUGACGUGGUUGCGAUAUGAUACAGUCGUUGUGUCCUCUUUUUGCAGCUUCUUCCUUGAACUCCCUAGUAUACACAGGCGGUUCCU
Messenger RNA from Filobasidium floriforme, 664 nucleotides. RefSeq lists its product as uncharacterized. Bases 112 to 336 code for a protein of 74 amino acids. The record is from RefSeq and is a predicted model, not a curated record. Lineage: Eukaryota; Fungi; Basidiomycota; Tremellomycetes; Filobasidiales; Filobasidiaceae. The transcript has a single exon.